Anopheles darlingi is the source of this 2333-nucleotide messenger RNA. It is a transcript of the gene Buffy, whose product is annotated as bcl-2-related ovarian killer protein. Gene Ontology annotation, biological process: extrinsic apoptotic signaling pathway in absence of ligand; regulation of apoptotic process; intrinsic apoptotic signaling pathway in response to DNA damage. The record is from RefSeq and is a predicted model, not a curated record. Gene Ontology annotation, molecular function: protein homodimerization activity; protein heterodimerization activity. NCBI's taxonomy places the organism in Eukaryota, Metazoa, Arthropoda, Insecta, Diptera, Culicidae. Gene Ontology annotation, cellular component: mitochondrial outer membrane. The transcript is spliced from 4 exons. The coding region runs from base 1237 to 2280 and encodes 347 amino acids.
CGCAAAGGCAAAGGAUCGCCACUGACGACCUCACUGAAGGUGUGCCGCCACGCGCGUUUAUCCUGCCAUGCUGUCCCGGAGCUAGUGCCGAAUCGUCUCCUGUACGAGUGCUGAUACCGUUUAGUGUGCCGGUCGAAGGCUGUUGCGUUGAUUAAAUUGGAAAAAACGGCACCACCAGCAAAGGCACCAAAGCAAAGUGGCCACCGCGGGCCACAAUGUGUUUUGUUUGCCUUUUUUUGCACCCGAUAGUGAGCUAAUCCAUCGCUGCUGGAGUCAUCGUAGGCGUCAUCGUCGCCGUUGUCGGAGUCGCGCAAGUGCAAACAACGGAACAUGGCAUGCCCCGGGGGGUUCUGCUGCUGCUGCUGCUGCUGCUAGUACACUGCUGUAGCGCCCGCUAGUGAUAAGAGGGAAAAUGCCAUCCCGCCGCCAUCGCGCGUGUAGACCGCACGCGUCGUCGUGACGGUAACCGUGGCAGUGGUCGCGCCGCGUUCUAAAAUUAUCGAAACCACGAGUGGCCCGCAUCGGCCCACAGCAGGUAGGGUGUCUAGCAGCCAUCGGUGCUACUAGUGGUGGUGGUGGUGGUGGUAGUGAUCGUAGCAGCCUAUCCACGGCUAGUGUCUAGUGCCCGUAUUUCGAUGGUUACUGAGUUUAUUGCUGUUCAAUUACGGAAAGGCAUCGCAUAUCGUGGCCGCGUAGAGUGAGCAAACACAACGCGCUUUCGUGUGCGUGCGUGUGUGUGUGUGUGUGUGCCAGAGGAGGCCGCUAUGCUCUAGUGGUUCGCGAUAGUAUUAUGUGCGCGCCGUUUUUUUUUUUUUUUUGGGAGGAUUUCGGGGAUGAUACCCUAAGCCAUUCUCGUUGUUAGUGUAUCGUAGUAGUGCUGCUGCUGCUGCUGCUGCUACUGUUGCUGCUACGUGGCAUCAUGCGACCGAACCGUGGCGCUGCGGUUACCAUAUCAACGGAGCUCCAGUGUCUGACCUGUUUGCAUUCGAGCAACGUCAGUGGCGGCUGCAUUGCUUCACGUGGUGCCAACGGAAGUGAAGUGUUUGUGCUCGUCCACUCUGUCGAUUGAAUAGAAACAAAGGUAAAGUUUGAUUAGCGAUCCGUGUGUACCGGUGAUUAGCGCUAAUAUUGGUGGAUCAGAUGUACUGCCGCUGCGAGCAACGAGCACAUACCAUCGCUGCGCUCACGAGAAGAGCAUAAAGCUGAGACGAUAAAUCAAAAGACAAACCCAUAACAAUGGCUACCGGAUUCCUGAAGGUGGAGCCUCCGUCUAGCCUCGGAUCGAACGGUAGUGGCGGUGGUGGUGGUGGUGGUGGCCUUGUUCCCGGUCGUCUAUCCCUCAGUAGCGAUAACCUCAGCGCGGCCGGUCACCGUCCCAAUGGUACGGAGCGGGGUGGAUCCCUAACACCCAACCUGCCCUCGAUGGAUCGCCUGCAGGCACCGAUACUGACCCGUCGGAAGUUCAGCUUUCCCGCCAACCUGCACUCGACCGCACUGCUCGGUUUCCCGGAGAUGGGCAGUGGACCGAGUGGAACGUCCCUGUCCGCGUCCAGCACUGCCCUAGCCGCACGCCGGCGUCUCAGCAACGUCAGUGACGUCGUCACCCGGAAGCUGUCCAGCACGAUAGGCUGGAAGCAACCGGCUCUUCCAUCACAAGACAUCAUCACGCAGGGCAAGUGCCUCUGCGGUCAGUACAUACGUUGCCGGCUCAAGCGUUCCGGAGUGUUCAAUCGGAAGCUAGGACUGCAGCGCAUCCGGAGUAUCGUCGGGACGCCAUCGAUCCACGUCGUGCGGGAAGUGUUCCCGGCACUUCUGAGCGUCGGUGAAGAGCUGGAGCGUAUGUACCCACGGAUCUACAACGGUAUCGCCCGGCAACUGACCCGGUUCGGGCGUGGCGAGCUGAAAACCCCCGAAACGGCACCGGUACUUCUGAGUGCGAUCGCGCGCGAUCUCUUCAAGGCGGACAUUACGUGGGGCAAGGUGGUUUCCCUGUUUGCCAUCGCCGGUGGUCUCUCGGUCGACUGUGUCCGGCAGGGCCAUCCGGAUUAUCUGCCGAAGCUGGUCGAAGGGGUGGCGGACGUGAUUGAGGAUGAGCUGGUCACGUGGAUCUCGGAGAACGGUGGAUGGAUCGGUCUGGCGAACAAGGUUCGGCCACCGCAGGAAGAGAUAACCUUCACCGGUCGCUGCCUGGUCGGUGCCAGCUGUGUGAUAGGAUUGUUUGUGGUGGUGUUUCUGCUUAAGACGCUAGGUUUAUAUUUAUUUCCCCACAUAUCCUCCUAAGCCAUGAGUAAUCGUUAAUGAAGCUAAUAAAUGGAAAACAGAAUUCCCCAAAA